GGGCGAAUAUCUCAAGAUUGUUUAGGUCCGUGACUAACAAACAUGGAGGCAAACUGCACGUUGGUUUGCUGUGAAGAGGAGAGAGAAACCGAUAAAGCUGUUAUUGUUCAGUUCUCUAAUGGCAACCUGAGAAACACGGAGCAGCUGGACUUCAGCUUCUACAAGAACAUGGACGAGACCAACCCCAGGAAGAAGCACCGACGCAUGCUGGUUGCAGAAUCAGACAGACUCUCCUAUGUUGGGAAUAACUUUGGAACGGGAUCCCUAAAGUGCAACAACCUUUGCAAGUAUUAUGUGGGGGUGCUGAACAAGGAGACCAUGAGGAUGGAGGUGCACAGCGCUCAACUCUUCAACAUGCAGCCCAUCAUCCCAGGGGAGUCGUCUACAGCGAAUGAUGCGUCCCAGAACACAGAUCUAACAUACAGGGAGAAGGUGGACUCUCUGAUCGAGGCGUUUGGCACCAACAAGCAGAAGAGAGCUCUGAGCUCCAGGAGGCUGAACCAGGUGGGCAGUGAGACCCUGCAGAGUGCAGUAGCCAAGGCUGCCCACUCCGUCAUCGACCAGAAGGGCCUGGAAGCUCUGCAGCAGGAGGUGACUCAGACAGAGUCCCAGUCUGAAGUAUCUCAUUACCUUCCUCCCUGCUACCCCGACGCUGACACACCUCAACACGUCUACCUGUUUGACGACAUCCUGUCUCCAGUGGAGUAUGAUGCCCUGGAUGCUGCUGGUUCUAAGAUGGCCGCCCUGACCCCAGAGGAACUACAGAAGAUGACAGACGAUGGAGGGUGUCUGAGCGUGGUGCGUCAGUUGGAGACCCUGCCAAGAGAGGGCGUGGCCAGAGAGAGACGGGCGCGCUGUGCCUUCUACCUCCACCUGCUGCUCAGGCUGGCACGGCAGAAAAACAUCACUCGCAAGUUCGGGCAGGAGGAGGGCUGUCCUCAUAUCAUCCAGAAAAAGCUGAUGAGGACCUUCACCGUGGAGACCUUCAACAACGGCAGGGUGCAGAACGUGGUGUCCACGUCGAUGCGUGUGAAGGUGGCCGCGUACUGCCUGACCCUGCUGCUCCACAUGGGGGACAUGACCUCUGACCUCACACUGCUACACAGAGACCUGGGGGUCACAGAGAAAAGGAUCGUGGAGGUGGCCAAGUCGAUGGGGCUGACCCUGGUCAGACAUGCCUGUGUGAAGGGGGACGAUGCUGGGCCGACGGCUGAAAACAGACUGGCUUCCCUGGUGCUCCCCCUCGUCAAAUACCAACCGUUCUCAGAGAUACGCAAACGCAAAAGAAUGCGGUAGGGAAAGAGAGGAAGACGUUGGUAGGAAGCAAGAGAGAGAGAGAGGGGGGGAGAGGGGGGGAGAGAGAGAGAGAGAGGGGGGAGAGGUGUGCCUAAAUAUGACCUAGUAAGAGAGGGAGAUGGAUACUAGAGACCCUCACAAAGUAUUCUGGAAACAAAAUGAAACAUUUAACAUAAUAAAACAAGUCAAUUCAG
Molecule: messenger RNA, 1490 nt
Organism: Coregonus clupeaformis (lake whitefish)
Lineage: Eukaryota; Metazoa; Chordata; Actinopteri; Salmoniformes; Salmonidae
Gene: polr1e
Product: RNA polymerase I subunit E
Exons: 12
Coding region: 43-1296 (417 amino acids)
Biological process (GO): transcription elongation by RNA polymerase I; nucleolar large rRNA transcription by RNA polymerase I; RNA polymerase I preinitiation complex assembly
Cellular component (GO): RNA polymerase I complex
Molecular function (GO): DNA binding
Source: RefSeq, a predicted model, not a curated record